Tigriopus californicus is the source of this 1257-nucleotide messenger RNA. It is a transcript of the gene Nmt, whose product is annotated as glycylpeptide N-tetradecanoyltransferase 2-like. Gene Ontology annotation, biological process: N-terminal peptidyl-glycine N-myristoylation. Gene Ontology annotation, molecular function: glycylpeptide N-tetradecanoyltransferase activity. The record is from RefSeq and is a predicted model, not a curated record. Lineage: Eukaryota; Metazoa; Arthropoda; Copepoda; Harpacticoida; Harpacticidae. Gene Ontology annotation, cellular component: cytoplasm.
CCGGAGGCUCGGAAUCUGCCAAGACGCAGGAGGAGGCGGCCAAGAAGGAGUUCGAGUUCUGGAGCACCCAACCCGUGCCUCGGAUCAAUGAGGAGAUCACCACCAACGAAUGCAUUCACCCGGAUAUUCCGCAUGAGAAGCUCAGACAGGCGCCGUACUCGUUACCCAACGGAUUCGAGUGGGACACGCUCAAUCUGGAUGACCCUUUAGUGCUAAAAGAGCUCUACGUUCUGUUAAAUGAGAAUUACGUCGAGGACGACGACAACAUGUUUCGGUUUGAUUACUCGCCCGAGUUUCUGCAUUGGGCGCUCCAGCCUCCGGGCAGUCUUCGACAAUGGCAUUGUGGGGUGCGGGUGGCCAGGAGCCGCAAACUUAUGGGCUUCAUCAGCGCCGUGCCCGCAACCAUUCGAUGCUAUGAGAAAAUCACGAAAAUGGUGGAGAUCAACUUCUUGUGCGUGCACAAGAAACUCCGUUCCAAGCGGUUGGCGCCCGUGCUCAUCAAGGAGAUCACCCGUCGCGUCAAUUGCGAGGGUAUCUUUCAGGCCGUGUACACGGCUGGUGUGGUUUUGCCCAAACCCGUGGGCACAUGUCGGUAUUGGCAUCGCUCGCUCAACCCCAAAAAGCUGAUCGAUGUCCAGUUCUCGCAUUUGGGCCGGAAAAUGACUAUGCAACGCCUUUUGAAACUCUACCGACUACCUGAAGAGACCAAGGUUCCCGGAUUAAGGGCCUUCAAAGCCACCGAUGUGCCCCAAGUGUGCAAACUGCUGAAUGAGUUUCUGCAACGAUACGAUUUGGCGCCCGUGUAUUCCGAAGAAGAAUUCACCCACUGGUUUCUGCCACGUGAUGGUAUUGUUGAGAGCUUUGUAGUGGACCAUCCUGAGAAGAAGGCCAUAACGGACUUCAUUAGCUUCUAUUCCCUGCCGUCUACGGUUAUGGGACAUCCUACGCAUAAUAAGCUCAACGCUGCUUACUCAUUCUACAAUGUGGCCAACGCAACGCCAUGGGCUGACCUUAUGAACGACGCGCUGAUAUUGGCUAAACAGCGACACUAUGACGUCUUUAACGCUUUGGAUUUGAUGGAAAAUUCGGAGUUCCUGGAGAAACUCAAGUUCGGCAUCGGUGAUGGUAAUCUGCAAUACUAUCUCUACAAUUGGCGGUGCCCCUCCAUGCCGCCCAAUAAGAUUGGGCUUGUUUUACAAUGACACAUUGCACAUGUAUGUCAAUCUUGGUCAAUAGAAGAAUCCUUCCAAAAAGUGA